This is a messenger RNA of Uloborus diversus, 3966 nucleotides long. RefSeq names its product roundabout homolog 2-like. Gene Ontology annotation, molecular function: cell-cell adhesion mediator activity. Gene Ontology annotation, cellular component: plasma membrane; axon. The transcript is spliced from 28 exons. Gene Ontology annotation, biological process: dendrite self-avoidance; homophilic cell-cell adhesion; axon guidance. The record is from RefSeq and is a predicted model, not a curated record. The coding region runs from base 1 to 3966 and encodes 1321 amino acids. NCBI's taxonomy places the organism in Eukaryota, Metazoa, Arthropoda, Arachnida, Araneae, Uloboridae.
AUGGGAACUUUAAGAGCUACCUCUUCAGGUUUGGCAUUUUACCUAGUGAGCGUUGCAGCUGUGGCGCUGGUGAGCACAGCGUGGAACAUGUUCUUCUGCACUGCAGUUUGCAUGCAAGACCCAGCUGCAGCCGGACGUACACCACGAAUAACAGAGCACCCAUCCGACGUGCUGGUACGUCGACAUGAGCCGGCCACUCUUAAUUGCAAAGCAGAGGGCCGUCCUGAACCUGUCAUCGAGUGGUACCGAGAGGGAUCAGGACGAGUCAAAGACACUGCCAACAGGAUGGCCCUGCCCAGCGGAUCCUUGUUCUUUCUGCAUGUUCUGCACAGCAAGAGGGAACAAGACACUGGAACCUAUUGGUGCGUCGCUAGCAAUGAGUUUGGGAGAGCGAAAAGCCGGAAUGCGACCUUGGAAGUAGCUGUGCUUCGGGAAGACUUUCGUUUAAGUCCAAAACCUGUCCGUGCAGCGAUGGGCGAGUCUGCAAUUCUGGAGUGUGUUCCGCCCAGGGGCCAUCCCGAACCUACAGUUCGAUGGAGAAAAGAUAGCGAAGUGGUGGGCGUCGGUGGCGGUCGUUUUCGUCUGGUGGGGCCUGGAAAUCUAGUCAUUGGAGAUGUUCGUCAAUCGGACGAGGGUCUAUAUCGAUGCUUGGCGGAAAACCUAGCAGGGAUGAGAGAAUCACCACCGGCAGCUUUAACCGUCCACGUGAAGCCUUUCUUCGUGAGGGAACCUGAACACGUGACUGCUCUGGCGGAAGAAGACGUUCAGUUCGAAUGUCGAGUUGGUGGAGAUCCUCUUCCUACCAUCACGUGGAGGAGACAAGAUGGAAAAAUGCCAGUCGGAAGGGCCCAGAUUCAAGAGGACAAGAGCCUGCUAAUAAAAGACGUACUUUCAUCGGACGAAGGAAUGUACAUUUGCGAGGCUGAAAAUCCCGUUGGAAUCAUCUCUGCAUCUGUCACUCUUACUGUUCAUUCUCGGCCUUUGUUCUUGAAAACACCCCGUGACCAGCGUGUUGGAUUGAAUGGUAUUGCCAAGUUUGAAUGUUCAGCUACAGGAAAUCCACCUCCAUCUGUUUUCUGGACAAAAGAAGGAAAUCAGGUUCUAAUGUUCCCAGAACGUUCCUACGGCCGAGUAUCAGUGACGAGAGAAGGUAGUUUGGUGAUAUCUGGAGUCACUAAAGAGGACAAAGGAUAUUACAUUUGUUCUGUUCUAUCAGGCAUUGGAUCCUCUAUGGCUAAAGCAUAUCUUGAAGUUACAGCUGUGGGCGACUUGCCACCUCCUAUCAUCCUGUUGGGGCCAGCCAAUCAGACAUUGCCGUUGCACACUGGAGUUGUUUUGCCUUGUGAAGCAUCUGGUAGUCCAACUCCUUCCAUUCGUUGGCUUUUCAACUCGGGGCCCCUACCGUCCUCUGGUCCGCGUUUCAAAGUCAUGGAUUCAGGAUCGCUCAAGAUUGAUGCUCUUCAACCAACAGAUUCGGGGAUCUAUUCCUGUACAGCAUCUAGUGAAAGUGGUGAAACUUCAUGGAGUGCCUCUCUAUCUGUGGAAUCGCCUCGAAAUCCAAACGUAAUUUUUCAUCGAGCUCCAGAUCCCUCAACAUUUCCACGUCCACCUGGUCAGCCCACUGCAGUCAACGUCACCGAAACGUCCGUCACUUUGCAGUGGCAGAGAAGUAGCAACAUGGGGGCAUCUCCACUCAUAGGUUAUAGAGUGGAGUACUACAGCAGUGAUCUUCAAAGUGGAUGGGUAGUUUCAGCCCAUCAUGUCUCCACGGAGAGUCACGUGGUUCAAAAUCUUCGUCCGGAUACACAUUAUCAGUUCCUGAUCCGUGCUGAGAAUUCUCAUGGUCUUGGACUGCCGAGUCCAAGCAGCAAAGUCGUCAAAACAAUAGGGCUUCCAUCUCACCUUCUGCCAGAUUUCGAUUUAGAAGAGGCCCGCACCCAACUGAGUACCAUUGCUUUAGAACUCCAGGACAUACGACCAAUUAGUUCAACGGCUCUCAAACUUGUGUGGAAGAUUCAAGGAGCCGAAGAACACGUGGAGGGCUUCUACAUUCGCUUCCGAGACUUGAGUUCUGGCUCUCGCAAGUACAAUAUGAUGACGGUCAUGAACGGCGGAGCAUCCUCCUACAUUCUGACGGACUUGCGCAAGUAUACGGAGUACGAGCUCUUCCUGGUACCUUUUUACAAGAGCGUCGAGGGUCCUCCUUCAAAUUCAAAAAGUGCCCAGACUCUAGAGGAUGUGCCUUCUGCACCUCCAGACAAUCUCCGAGUAGAAAUUUUGGGAGCCAACAGUGCAGCCAUUUCUUGGUCUCCACCUCCUCCUCAACAUAUCAAUGGUGGACUCAGAGGAUAUGUGAUUCAUAUAUUCGACAACAGUUCUACUCUUCAUUCGAACCUCACUACCAAUGGAACCACAACAUCCAUCGUUUUGAAGAACUUGACAGCCGGAAUGACUUACAAAGUCAGAGCUGAGGCAUUUACCCGAGCUGGAAUAGGGCCUUCUACACCUUUAGUUGGAAUGGUUAUCGAUCCUCGCUUAUCCAGCUCGUCCGAUGGAUCGGGCGGACUGCGUCGUCGUUCUAAUGGCAGUGGGUUUGGUGCAGUGUUUCGACAACCAUGGUUCAUCGCUCUUCUCGGUUGCUCCGUCUUCCUUUUACUCUCCGCCUUCCUCGUUGCUGUCUUCUUCCGUAGGAGAAAUGCUUGGAAAAAAGCUUUACUUCAGGCUCAGAUUAAUGUUCCCAUUCACAAAAGCGAUGGCAUGCGAGGUGUAAACUCCUGUGAAACUCUUUGGAUUAAUCAAACUUUAAACUCUUCUCAUGCCAGCAAAGCUAACAGCCUUAGCGAAUCGAAGUUACUUGAAAAACCAGAUGCAUCUAUGGAGCAUAAUUACUACAGUGUGUGUGCACCUGACUACGCUGAAGUGGACACGCAUAGCAUGGCAACUUUCUACAAGCGAGAAGCUCCUUGCAGCACUCUAGCACCGUACGCCACAACCACUCUCAUCAGCAAGCAAGGAUCGGUUUAUGAAAGCAAGAGUAGCAGCUCUGAACUGAGUAAAAAGUCAGAAUUCGGUCCGAGACUCACAGAAGAUGAUGUUUUCGAACAUUUUCUAAAUAAAGCUCAAGCUUGCGCUGUGAAUUACUCCAAUGAAGACUAUGGAUACCAAAGCCGUCAACUGAAGAAUAAAUUUAUGCCAGGGCCGUCCAAUAAAGGAGGUUGCACCGUAGUUAAUUGGACGGAUUUCGCACCACCUCCGCCAGAAAAUCCCCCAGGGGAAAUAACUAUGCGAAAUUUGUCACCAGUCAACCCUUAUCAAGCACAGAUAUACACAUACACAAUGUCCGACAAAUCCCAGUUGACCGGGGGACUAAAAAAUACUAUAGAGACAAGUUUCCCUUUUCCAUUUUUUCUAAAACAAGGAAUAGAUCAUCCUGCCUAUUCUGGUAUAGCUGCCCUGCAUGAUCAUCCAUCAGCUGAUGAUGAAGGUGAAGAUAUUGAGCUCAGCAAUCUGUACAUUCAUCGGACGAGCAUUACGGAUUCCCUUCAAGCUGGAACAGUCCGCGAUGAUAACCCGAAUGUUCGCCCGUGCACCAAUGAAUACAGUAAUAACUACUUCAUCGCUGAAUACAAUGCAGGUCGGGCCCAAACAACGUUGAGGAAUCGAUGUUCGCGGCCCCCGAGUGCUCACAGCAAUGAAGGAAAUAAUACCGGUACACUUCCCGGGCCAAACAGAUCAGCUCCAUCCUCUCAGCAACAAAAGCAGAAAAGGAAAGACAGCGGGACGGAAGAGCGAGAGCAAAACGACGACAUUCCAUCAUAUAAUAAGCCUUCUUUUCCAUCUUGUUCGUCAACAGCACCCAGUCAAGGUAGAAGACGACGCGAAGAAGUUCUGUCUCCCCUCAAAACCCUUUCUGAUAAGUACUCGAGCAAUUCAACGCAAAGCAAACAGUCCUCAGAUGAAAGGUGA